AUGAGCGUCGUACUACCGAACAGCCGUUUUGUUGAAGCGAUUCCACACCCGAUUUUGGAUAACUCAUCGAAGAUGAUGCGACUUAUUGCAAAUCCGGUAUACGAUCGAUUAACAUUAUCACGUGCGGCAAAUGUUCGUAGAUAUAAUGCAACGAAUACUGGUCAACAAGAACCACAAUUAAAUAGGGAAAAAGAAACAAGCGAAUAUCCAUCGUUCCAACCCAACGAUACAGAGGAGAUCACAACAACGCCUCUGUCACACCCAUCGGAUUCGGACGUCUUUCGAGCACGGUCAAAAUCGACGCCGAAAAUUCAAUCCUUACUACCAAUACAUCUUCGAACAGCCUUAUUACCUAAUCCGAAACCACCACGAAGUGUCACUCCCGGCUCCCAAUCUCGUGCGCCUACCGCUCGUUCUCGUGCAUCUACGACACGAUCUCGUGCUUUAGCUGUUCGUGCACGUCAACGUGCUCGUCCAAAUCCCGCUGACUUACCUCUUGAAGCUAUUCAAGCUGAAUUAAUUGCCGAAACUGCCAAUAUUCCUAAGCCUGUUCCUGAUCGCACGAUUCGUUAUGUAAAUACCCGUCAUGGUUUCGAAGUUCAAUACUACUCUUCACAGAACUGGCUGUCAACCGAUGUCUACACAAAAGAAACGUUGCCACAACAUGAGCAAACUUUUCGAGAGAUGCUCGAAAAGAAACGUUUGCAAGAACGGUUAUCUCGAAAUAUUUAUUCGUCGGAUUACUAUAGCCAUCGAUUAAGCGACUUACUGCAUACAUAUAAACAAGGAAAUUUAUCGCACGCUGAAUGGGCGAAACAGAAUUAUCAAUUACAUUUUCUUAAAACUUUGUACAUACAAGCAGUACAGCGAGAACAGAAGGAACGAUCUGAAAAUGCAGGGAAUACUGAUAUUGAUCGUCCAACCUCAACAACAACAACAACUCAACCGAAUGAAUCGAAAGAUACCAAAACAGAAGAAAACAUCGAACAACAAAAUAAUCAAUCACGUACUCAUUUUAGUAGUAAUCUCAUUGACGAAGCCUCAUUCAUCUCGACGAAUUCCUUUACUCUUCCAAUAUCCAGUGCAACCGAUGGAAAUCCGACACCGUUACCAACGAGAACGCGACUUAUUUCCAUAUCAACCAAUGAUGAUACAAAAGAUUUUCAUCGGCCAACAGUUUCUCAACCGGUAAUUCGACCGAAAACUGCUUCGACCGUCGUCAGUUCUGCCAAGAAAUCAAAAACACUCUUUAUGUUCGACGAGCAACGAUGGUCCUUACAAGCAAUGGUUAAACGUGUUGUCGGUUUGGCAGAUAAACUUCCGUCGACCUCAAAUCCUACCGAAACACAACCUCUAUCGACAACGAAUACCCAUACUAACGACAAAUCUGAAAAAGUCACGUGA
Messenger RNA from Adineta ricciae, 1404 nucleotides. Lineage: Eukaryota; Metazoa; Rotifera; Eurotatoria; Adinetida; Adinetidae. The record is from the annotation of a GenBank genome assembly.